ACGUCAUCAUGCUCAGCUGACUGGCUGCGGCUCGCUUCUUGAGGGGAAAUGUUAUUGUUCUGUUUUGUUUUAGUCUUGCUCGAGUGAGCUUCGUUACAAGUCGCUGGUUAGUCAUUUAUUUAAAAAAAUGUAUGAGGCAUGUCGAGGGUGAAAUUGUAGUAAUUGUAGUGUACUUUUAGUAGCAAUGCUCGGUCACAACCAUGCAGUGGAAAACUUUUUCUCUCCUUGCCUCCCUCCUCCUCAUCAUAACCGAGACUUCAGCAACUUCACAUGUCAUCACAGUGGAUGUGGAGAAACCAGUAGGAGACCUUAAACACUUCUGGAGAAGCACUGGUUUCUGUCCUCCACUCCCUCACACUCAGGCCCACCAGUUUGACCUGAGCCUUGACCAGCAGCUGAACCUGGCUUAUGUGGGCUCAGUCCCCCAUGCAGGGAUCCAGCAGGUUAGGAUACACUGGAUGUUGGAGCUGGUCACUGCACAAGAUACUGGAGGACAACCGCAGUACAACUUCACUAAACUGGACCAGCUGAUUGAACUCUUGUGGAUCAAUGGACUCCAACCAGGAUUUGAACUGAUGGGCAGCGUCUCAAACUAUUUCACGGACUUUGAGGACAAAUCACAAGUGGUCGAGUGGAGAAAUCUGAUUUAUCUCAUAGCCAAAAGGUAUAUCGACAAGUACGGCCUGGGACGAGUUUCUCAGUGGAACUUCGAAACAUGGAAUGAGCCAAAUAACCAUGACUUUGACAAUGUCAGUGUCUCAAUACAAGGGUUCCUAAACUACUACGAUGCCUGUUCGGAGGGUCUGCAUGCUGCCAGCGACCUCCUGAGGUUUGGGGGUCCUGGAGACUCCUGUCACUCUCCCCCUCACUCACCGUACUGCUGGGCCAUGCUGCAGCACUGCUACAACGGCACCAACUACUUCACUGGAGAGACGGGGGUCAGGAUGGACUACAUCGCCCUACACAAAAAGGGAGGAGGUUACUCCUUGCCCAUCCUCCAGCAGGAGGUGCAGACGGUGAAGGAGAUCCAGGAGCGUUUCCCUCGGUUCCGCAGCCUCCCUGUUUACAACGAUGAGGCGGAUCCGCUGGUGGGCUGGUCCAGGCCUCAGGAGUGGAGAGCUGACAUGACCUAUGCUGCAAUGGUGGCAAAGGUAAUUCACCAACACCAGGACCUGCUGGUGUCAGACCCCAACAGCACACUCAACUACACCCUGCUGAGCAACGACAAUGCCUUCCUCAGCUACCACCCGCACCAAUUCACCCAGCGCACAUUGACCGCCCGCUUCCAGGUCAACAACACCCACCCACCUCACGUGCAGCUGAUCAGGAAGCCAGUCCUCACCAUCAUGGGCCUGCUGGCUUUGCUAGGAGAGACUCAGGUUCUGGCUCAGGUUUUGAGCUCGCCAGGAAACAAAAACAGCACUGUUGGAGUUUUGGCCAGCAGCCACAAGCCUGUAAUACCUGGAGGCUCAGACAGCUGGCAGGCAGCAGUGCUGGUGUACAACAGUGACGACAACAGCUCCUCCACCAACACUGAUGAUGUCACCGUGUCACUGAGAGGACUGGCUGCACAAACAGGUCUUGCGUAUGUCACAUAUUAUAUGGACAACAAUGUAACCAACCCGUACCUUCUGUGGCAGAGCAUGGGCAGCCCCGACUUCCCCACAGCACAACAGUUCAGAAGUCUCAGGAGCGUUCAGGACCCUCUUGUUGAUGGACCGUGGGAACUUCCUUCAGGGGACACUCUGACUCUGAAAGCCAAACUGUCUGUGCCCUCAGUCCUCCUCAUCCACAUUUGUGCCCAGCCCAAAACCCCACCAAACCAGGUGAAUGGAUUACGCUUCAUCAGGAUCACCAAAGGCCAAGUCCUGAUCGCCUGGUCAGACCACUGUGUCGAUUCAAAAUGCAUUAAGACAUUUGAAGUAGAAUUCUCCACGGACCAAAAAGAGUUCAGCAGAAUAAAUACUCAAGACACUAUUUUCACCUCUUGUGUUUAUUCACCUGUGGAUCAGGAGGUUGGAGGUCUGUACAGAGUCCGAGCUGUAGACUACUGGGGGAGACCGGGGCCAUACUCACUGCCAGAGAAGUAUUCAGAGGAGCUCUAGACCAAGGCCAGGACGUGCACUAUAUCAUUUAACAUCAAGUUUCAAACGGUUUUGUACACUGUAAAUACAUUUGAUAACAAUAAAUGUGCUGUUGAUGACGUUUUAUACAGUCUAUUGUGAAAAUUGAAGUUCUUGUUUAUCUCCUCAAUCAGAAUACUUACAUUUUUUAACAUGCGCUUUAUGGGCACUGAUCAGGGUGUCACUUUUUUGAGUAUUAAAUCACUGUUAUUUCAACAAGAUUGAGAUAAAAGUUACUUAAAACAGUUA
This is a messenger RNA of Labrus mixtus (cuckoo wrasse), 2372 nucleotides long. RefSeq names its product alpha-L-iduronidase (gene idua). The record is from RefSeq and is a predicted model, not a curated record. Gene Ontology annotation, biological process: carbohydrate metabolic process. The transcript has 14 exons. Bases 201 to 2105 code for a protein of 634 amino acids. Lineage: Eukaryota; Metazoa; Chordata; Actinopteri; Labriformes; Labridae. Gene Ontology annotation, molecular function: L-iduronidase activity.